Messenger RNA from Aspergillus pseudonomiae, 1321 nucleotides. Its product is annotated as putative exo-polygalacturonase. Gene Ontology annotation, molecular function: polygalacturonase activity. The record is from RefSeq and is a predicted model, not a curated record. The transcript has 6 exons. Gene Ontology annotation, biological process: carbohydrate metabolic process. Bases 9 to 1274 code for a protein of 421 amino acids. Lineage: Eukaryota; Fungi; Ascomycota; Eurotiomycetes; Eurotiales; Aspergillaceae.
UGAUAACGAUGCUUUUUUCAAAAGUGUUUUUUGUCCUUGCUGCGUUGGCAUGUGUGUCUGCAGAUAGAGAAACUUGUGUUGUACCGGCCGGGGGCUCCAACGCCACCGAUGAUGCCCCUGCGAUUGUACACGCCUUUAAGAAAUGUGGACGUGGGGGAAAGGUAGUAUUCAAGCCAACGACAUACCAUAUCGGUUCUGUUAUGAACAUUACGUGGCUGGAGGAUGUCGACAUUGACCUUGGAGGAACACUGCUGUGGAGUACGAAUAUUCAAUACUGGUUAAAUCACUCUUUACCGGUCGGGUAUCAGAACCAAUCCACUGCUUUCAUUCUUGGAGGAAAUAAUGUUCGGAUCGAUGGCCAUGGUAUAGGGACGCUCGAUGGCAACGGAGACACCUGGUAUCAAUGGAUAAAAGAGCAACCCAAUACGUCCAACUAUCCCGGUCGACCACACGCCAUCACUUUCAAUGGUCUCUCAAAUUCAGUGGUCCGAGGCCUUAGAUUCCUACGCAGCCAGAUGUGGACAAUGUCUAUCAUAUAUAGCCAUCACGUUGAACUCGACAACAUACUUGUGAACAACACCGGAAAUAUUGUCUCGAGCUCGAACACGGAUGGAGCAGAUACCAUUCGAUCCUCCCACAUCAAGUUCAACAACUGGACUGUGUACAAUGGUGAUGAUAGUAUCUCACUUAAGGCAAACAGCACGGACAUCACCAUCACAAACUCCACUUUCUACAAUGGAUUGGGAAUUGCAUUGGGUAGCAUCGGUCAGUACAAAGACCAGUUCGAAACCAUCGAGAGGCUCAACGUGAGCAAUAUCAACUAUCACAACACCCUUCAUGCGGUGUACGUUAAAACAUGGACAGCUGAUCAGAACGGCUAUCCACCUAAUGGUGGCGGAGGCGGCCUCGGGUAUAUCUCCAAUAUGACGCUCAAAGACCUCAAAGCCACAUCUCUUCGUGGGGCUGCGGUUGCGAUCUCGCAGUGUACUCGAUUCAGCGGCGCCCCUGGGGAAGGCAACUGCACCAACUCGGAGUUCCAGAUUCGUGAUAUCUCGGUUCUCAAUCUGAGUGGUACCACAGAAUCUACUCGAGUCGCAAGUUUCCAGUGCAGUGCCGUUGCACCAUGUACUGAUAUUACGCUCUCUGGCAUCAAUCUGGAACUGACAAACGGAACGGCAGCAUCAGAAUAUCUAUGUGGAAAUGUGGAAGAUCCGAAAGGCUUUAAAUGCACAGGUCCAGUGUGUGAAGGAGGAAGUGCAACAGGAGAGUGUUGAAACUGCAUGACGUUACAGUAGGAGGCAGACGUGUAGCCAGGUCUAAG